UGUACGACGCUUAACAUGAAAUCCAUAUUCUAUCUUAUAUUAGUGACGUUAUUAUCAAGGACGGAUUGUGCUCGUAUAUUAGCCAUCUUUCCAACUCCAUCAAUAAGUCAUCAAGUUGUUUUUCGACCACUUACUCAAGCAUUGGCUAAACGUGGACAUGAAGUAACAGUCAUAACACCAGAUCCAGCAUUUAAAGAUAAUGCAACAAGAAAUCUGACAGAAAUUGACGUUCAUGAUGUUUCCUAUGACUUUUGGCGCAAAUUUGUUCUAAAGAACGCUGCUGUUGGAGGGAAUACAGAUAUUUUAAAUGCUUUUUCAAUUUUAUCAGAAUCAUUAAGUAAAACAUUCUUUUUGCAGUUGGAAACUGAAGAUGUUCAGAAAAUAGUUCGAAGCAAAGCAAACUACGAUUUGCUACUGAUUGAAGAGUGUGUGAGACCAGCUCUAGUGUUUUCUUAUAUUUUCAAAAAUGUUCCUGUUAUUCGCAUUAGUUCGGGGGGUGUAAUGGUUUCUGCAUAUCAAAGUACAGGAUUGCCAAAUCAUCCACUUUUGUUCGCCAACGUUUUCCAGCGGAGGUUUUACAAUUUGACUGUUUGGGAAAAAAUACAAGCGUUCAUACAUAACGCCGGUCUUGAGUAUAUAUAUUCAACUCAUGAAAUUGAAGACGAUAUACAGUUGAAAAGAAUAAUCGGACCAGAUGUGCCUCCACUGCAGAAAUUAAUGGAAAAUAUCGACCUUGUAUUUUAUAAUAACUUUCACAUUUGGACUGCUAAUAUACCUGUUCCCCCAAAUGUCAUGUAUAUCGGAGGCAUAUACAAAAAACCAAAGCAGGAAAUACCCGAGGAUCUUAAAAUAUUUCUGGAUUCAUCUAAACACGGAGUUAUUUAUGUCAGCUUUGGAACAAACACAAAAGCGUCCCUUUUCCCAAAGAGUCAAGUUGAUAUAUUUACAAAAGUAUUUUCUAUGCUGCCAUACGAUGUUUUGUGGCGGUGGGACGAAGAUGUUUCUGGAAAAUCAAAGAAUAUAAGAAUUACAAAGUGGGUACCACAGCCUGAUCUGUUGAAACAUCCAAACGUAAAACUCUUCAUAAUGCAAGGUGGUUUCCAGUCUACAGAAGAAGCUAUAAUUGGUGGCGUACCACUUAUAGGACUGCCAAUGUUCGCAGACCAGUGGUAUAAUGUUGAGAAAUACAAAUAUUUUGGCAUCGGUACAAAACUUGAUAUAAAUAGUUUUAACGAGCAAGAUUUAAGAUUUGCAAUCAGUGAAGUCAUAGAGAACAGAAGGUAACCAAAAUGUUCCAUG
This is a messenger RNA of Leptidea sinapis, 1299 nucleotides long. Its product is annotated as UDP-glycosyltransferase UGT5-like. The record is from RefSeq and is a predicted model, not a curated record. Gene Ontology annotation, molecular function: UDP-glycosyltransferase activity. The transcript has 3 exons. The coding region runs from base 16 to 1284 and encodes 422 amino acids. NCBI's taxonomy places the organism in Eukaryota, Metazoa, Arthropoda, Insecta, Lepidoptera, Pieridae.